Messenger RNA from Priapulus caudatus, 1020 nucleotides. RefSeq lists its product as uncharacterized. The record is from RefSeq and is a predicted model, not a curated record. Bases 91 to 501 code for a protein of 136 amino acids. The transcript is spliced from 3 exons. NCBI's taxonomy places the organism in Eukaryota, Metazoa, Priapulida, Priapulimorpha, Priapulimorphida, Priapulidae.
GGACGGCGUCAUCAUUUGUGCGUGGCAAGCGAACGUUAGGUGCGCUAGUUCUGGCACACGAGGAGGCCGCUUCUGCGCAGAGCUGUCACGAUGAAGACCCUUGUGCUACUAUCUGUAAUCUGUGCUGCGGUGGUAGCACAGACGGGCGAUCCAUGCCAGUCCGACUGCCGUGCAUUGAUGAAUGUGGUUGCAUCGGUCGAAGAUCGAUGUCCGACGUCUAGGGUGAACUCACGAUGUACGGACGACGCAGGCACGCUGCAAUGCGACCCGCCAACCGUGCGGUACUCCGCAUGCGAUGUCGACGGGAAAACCUUACUCUACAGGAUAUCGACUAUUGAGCGCGAUACGUGCAUAUGUCUAGACCAGCGCGGGAGAGAGUUUGUGCCACCGGGUGUUAAGAAGCCAUAUAGCAAACGCCAACUGAGACCCAGGGCGUGCAACGCCAAGGACUGUAACUGCCCCGUGGAUGCGGACACCGUGGAAGAACUGACGUGUGAAUAAAAUUGUGUAUACAUUUUAUAUGUAUUACCUUGUGUACACGGGCCCCUCAACUAUCAUAUUGCAGCCUCACGAGCUGACAACGGCCUCUAAAAAUCAAACACAAUUUUUGGUUUCGUAGGAUCAGGGCCGUAGCCUGAGCAAAUUACAAGGCGGUGGAAGGGGGUACACAAUUGUAUGAUCUAACAUAGAAAUGACGACGGAUUAAUUUUGACAGUCGUAAGAAAUAAACAACAUGUAGGGUCUGAUUAGACUGAACGGGGUAUUUUCGUUCGAAUAUUUAUAGCAUUUUGAUUUAGGGUUUUUAAGUAAAUUUUUUAAAUUUUGAUCAAAUUCAGAGAGCCAGUCGCGCUACUGACUCUGUUCCGAACGUUAUGAUCCUGCGAAGAUUCAACCUUCAGCGUUGCAAAACGAACACAUUGUGUGACGCGACCAUUUGCGUAAUUGAUUGGCGCGUAUUACGAUUAUAAAUACUAUAUUUAAACAUGUAUACAUGCGAGUAAAUAAAUGAGCAUAAAACGA